This is a messenger RNA of Triplophysa rosa, 2115 nucleotides long. It is a transcript of the gene bmi1b, whose product is annotated as bmi1 polycomb ring finger oncogene 1b. The record is from RefSeq and is a predicted model, not a curated record. Gene Ontology annotation, molecular function: promoter-specific chromatin binding. Gene Ontology annotation, cellular component: PRC1 complex. NCBI's taxonomy places the organism in Eukaryota, Metazoa, Chordata, Actinopteri, Cypriniformes, Nemacheilidae. Gene Ontology annotation, biological process: negative regulation of transcription by RNA polymerase II. The coding region runs from base 350 to 1324 and encodes 324 amino acids. The transcript has 10 exons.
AGUGUGUCAGUUUGCACUGAACCAUCACACACUGUGUUGUGCUGAUCGCUACGCUGAAAACCUACGCCCCUGGAAUUAACCAUAUACGGCUGAAAUCUGUGGACUUAUCUGUGAAUAAAAUCGGAAAGUGUCUGCGAACAGUGAGCUACCGUAACCUUUGUGCAAUUGCGCAAAAAGGCCACAAUGAACACGGCGGUGGUACGUUAGAGCCAUUGACAGCGUCUGCAGCUCAUUCCAAGAUGGCCGCUUCGGUAGCAUUCAUUUUUUGCUGAUCGACUCUCAAGUUUCAUUGUCUACUAGAACAAAGCUUAGAAACCAUCGGGGAAAUAUACUGGGUCGCCGUGCUGGCAUGACAAUGCACCGAACAACAAGAAUCAAGAUAAUGGAGCUAAAUCCUCAUUUGAUGUGCGUUUUAUGUGGAGGAUACUUCAUUGACGCGACCACCAUUGUUGAAUGUUUGCACUCAUUCUGCAAAAUGUGCAUUGUGAGGUAUCUGGAGACCAGCAAAUACUGCCCUAUUUGUGAUGUUCAAGUACAUAAAACAAAACCUCUCCUAAAUAUCAGGUCUGAUAAGACCCUUCAGGACAUUGUAUACAAGCUGGUACCUGGUUUGUUUAAAAAUGAAAUGAAACGAAGGCGAGAUUUUUAUGCUGAGCAUCCAUCAGUUGCUACAAAUGGUUCUAAUGAGGACAGAGGAGAGGUGGCUGAUGAAGACAAGAGAAUCAUUGCUGAUGAUGAGAUCAUCAGCUUGUCCAUUGAGUUUUUUGAUCAGAACAGACUUAAUAAAAAAGAUGGGGUAGAAAAUGAGACUACAAGAGAGGCUAAUGUAAAACGGUAUCUGCAAUGCCCAGCUGCUAUGACAGUUAUGCAUCUCAGAAAAUUUCUCAGAAGUAAAAUGGAUAUACCAUGCACCUUUCAGAUUGAGGUUAUGUAUGAAGAUGAGCCUUUAAAAGAUUACUAUACGCUUAUGGAUAUUGCUUAUAUCUACACAUGGAGAAGGAAUGGACCCCUGCCACUUAAGUACAGAGUUCGGCCUGGUUGCAAAAAGAUGAAGUUAAGCAGCCCAAGGGAUGACGUGACUGGUGGAAGAAGGCCUGACACAGAAAGUGACUCCAGCAGUGACAAACCAAACAGCCCGGCCGCUGCCGCCCCCUCUACAUCCUCUUCUCUGCCCAGCCCAAGCACUCCUGUCCAGUCUUCACAACCCAGCUUCCCCCAUAUCUCCACACUUAACGGAGUUUCUGCCAAAGUGGGCCCAAACGGCCAAGCUCCUUUCAGCAAAGCCUGCAAAGCUUCUCUUAAUGGCUCCAAUUGCCUUGGGUGACUUGCUAUGAAUGCCAAAGCCAUGAACCCCACGCAAACACAGCUGUGAUGUAGAUGCUUUCUUUAUAAACCACCUCGCCCGUUUUUUACGUCAUUUUUAAAUGUGUUUUGUCACGACGCGUGAAAACUUUGUAACACAACAUUGUGUUAUAUUUUGUAUUAAUUACUAUGGCUUAACUAAUAUUGUGAUGAGAACUGAGGGAAAGCUCAAGAGAAUGUAUCUAGUUUUUUUUUAAUAAAACGUCUUGUUCCUUUAGAUUAGAGCAUAAGUGUAUAAAUCGUUUUCUUGUCCACAAGUCUCUAAUAAAACGUGAGGGGCACGUACGAUGGUUUGAUUAUCGAGGAAUUGUUUGUCAUAUCUUAAAGGGCAUUAUUCAGUCGUAAAGGACAUUUCAGCUUUAUUCACAUGAAAUUUGUAAAAUCAAACCAAUUUUUGAUGACCGAUCUUCACCUGUGUUCACGAAGUAAAUGGGAAAGUUAGCAUGUUCCGAGUGUUACAUUUACAAAGGGGGAAGAAAUGCUGUGUCAGUAUUGUUUGGAUAUUACUUGUUUGUGCUCGCCACAUACGUUUGUUGGAAAAUAUAGUCUCAAUAUUUUUUCCUCAACAUUUAUCUUAUUACACGAAGAUAUAGGUUGAUAGAGGACUCCGUACACAUAUAGCCUUAAAUUCGGAUUUUCUUUUUGCUCUACCUACAUUUCAGUGUUAAAACGGUUGUUUGUUCGAUCCAAUGUAUCAUUUACUGUUGUAUGUAUGAAAUAUGAAACAUUUUGUCUAAAUAAACAUUUUACUUU